AUGAAGCAGUUUGCCUUUUUGCUGUUAAAUUUAAAACUGUUUUACGUUAUUCAGCCAAUAUUACUAACGUUACUGCUGUUGCUGCUGAUCGGUAAUGCCUCAGAAGCGAUCUCAAUUAAAAAUGGUAGAUUAAAAAUUAAUAAUGUUUCUAUGCCAUUGAAUGUAUUAGUUAUGCUGCCGUUCAAAGAAUCAGCUUAUGACACUUUUGGUCUUGUUAUGGAUACAGCCCGACCGGCAAUCGAUAAAGGUCUUGAAAGGGCUAUUAAUCACAGUCUGAUUAUUGAAAAUCAGUUAAAUUUUACUUAUAUGGAUUCGAAGCUUUGGGAAGAUCAGGUUUUAACUGAACGCCAUACCGCAGUGGCUAUGAUUGAAGCCUACCGUCAAGAUCGUUUGGAUUUGAUGCUGGGUCUUGCUGAUAGUUACAGCAUCGCAACGCUAUCUAAAAUUGGUGCCGGUCUUGGCAAGGGUAUCCCUCUAAUAACAACUGCAGGAUUCCCAGCGGCUCUCAGCAGUCGUAAAUCAUUCACAUUUUUAACUCGAAUGAGGGGUAGCUACGAUCAAAUGGCAGAAAGUUUCUACUAUUUUGUCGGAUACGAUGAUCCAUAUGCAAAUCAGACUGAUCGACCUAGUCGCAAACGUUCAAAUGGUACACGAGUGAUGCCGGUAGUUGAGGCUGCGGUCAGUAAGCUUAAUAAGGAGAAGAGCAAGCAUAUAAUGGAAUACAAAAACAUGACAUUCGUAUAUCAUGACAAAAAACGAGCGAAAAGUGCUAAGCAGCAUACAAAUCCGGAAGAAAUGUCGAGUCAUUGCUAUUUUUCACUAUAUGCAAUUAAAAAUUACUUCACUAAAAAUUCUAAUUUUUAUCGAGAAGUUUGGGGUUCUAUUGCACCAUCUGUCGCGUUUGAUGAAGAUCAAGACAAUACGACACAGAAGCUGGUGGAAGUUCUCAAAAGGGCGUCCUACACUUCUAAUGGUAAGUACGUGGUUAUUUCUUGUUUUUAUUCGUUUCUUUCACCGCUUGUUUGUUCGUAA
This is a messenger RNA of Enterobius vermicularis (human pinworm), 1032 nucleotides long. The record is from the annotation of a GenBank genome assembly. Lineage: Eukaryota; Metazoa; Nematoda; Chromadorea; Rhabditida; Oxyuridae.